Neofelis nebulosa (Clouded leopard) is the source of this 1949-nucleotide messenger RNA. RefSeq names its product sirtuin 2 (gene SIRT2). The transcript is spliced from 17 exons. NCBI's taxonomy places the organism in Eukaryota, Metazoa, Chordata, Mammalia, Carnivora, Felidae. Bases 105 to 1346 code for a protein of 413 amino acids. Gene Ontology annotation, molecular function: histone deacetylase activity, NAD-dependent; NAD+ binding. The record is from RefSeq and is a predicted model, not a curated record.
GCUGGGAGUUGUAGUUCUCUGCCAGGUCUCUGCCCCUCCUGUUUCCGGUGCCGUCACGGGACAGAGCAGUCGGUGACAGCACCGAGGGCCCCCGCCCCGCGCCCAUGGCCGAGCCGGACCCCUCUGACCCUCUGGAGACCCAGGCAGGGAAGGUGCAGGAGGCUCAGGUGAGAUUUGGGGAAGGGAGGGCUGCAGGGGCGCCGGAACCCCGCCGGCUGCUGCUUGGAACACCUCUCGACUCAGAUUCAGACACUGAGGGAGGAGCGGCUGGCGGAGAGGCCGAGAUGGACUUCCUGCGGCAUUUCUUCUCCCAGACACUGGGCCUGGGCACCCAGAAGGAGCGGCUGCUGGACGAGCUGACCCUGGAAGGGGUGACCCGCUACAUGCAGAGCGAGCGCUGUCGCAGGGUCAUCUGUUUGGUGGGAGCUGGGAUCUCCACGUCCGCGGGCAUCCCUGACUUCCGCUCCCCAUCCACGGGCCUCUAUGCCAACCUGGAGAAAUACCGUCUUCCCUACCCGGAGGCCAUCUUUGAGAUUGGCUACUUCAAGAAACAUCCAGAGCCCUUCUUUGCUCUUGCCAAGGAACUCUACCCUGGACAGUUCAAGCCGACCGUCUGUCACUACUUCAUCCGCCUGCUGAAGGAGAAAGGGCUGCUUCUGCGCUGCUACACGCAGAACAUAGACACCCUGGAGCGGGUGGCGGGGCUGGAGCCCGAGGACCUGGUGGAGGCCCACGGCACCUUCUACACGUCACACUGCACCAGCGCCCUCUGCCGACGGGAGUACACGCUAAGCUGGAUGAAAGAGAAGAUCUUCUCCGAGGUGACUCCCAAGUGUGAGAAAUGUCACAGCGUGGUGAAGCCUGACAUCGUGUUCUUCGGUGAGAACCUCCCGGCGAGGUUCUUCUCCUGCAUGCAGUCAGACUUCCUGAAGGUGGACCUUCUCCUCAUCAUGGGCACCUCGCUGCAGGUGCAGCCCUUUGCAUCCCUCAUCGGCAAGGCACCCCUGUCUACCCCACGCCUGCUCAUCAACAAGGAGAAGACCGGGCAGACUGACCCUUUCCUGGGGAUGAUGAUGGGCCUGGGAGGAGGCAUGGACUUCGACUCCAAGAAGGCCUACCGGGACGUGGCCUGGCUGGGUGACUGUGACCAGGGCUGCCUGGCCCUUGCUGACCUCCUUGGAUGGAAGAAGGAGCUGGAGGACCUCGUCCGGAAGGAGCAUGCCAGCAUAGAUGCCCAGCAGGCGGGGUCGGGGAGCCCUAACCCCAACCCUUCAACUUCGCCCAGGAAGUCCCCACCUCCUGACAAGGAGGAGGCCAGAACCUCGGAGGGAGAGAAACCCCAGUGACAGCCACGUCCCCCGGGGAAGGAUGCCCGGCAAAUCUGGGACAGCAGAGCCCCAGCCAGCCCUGGCCCCCUCUAACUUGUGGCUCUCAUCUGGGGAGCUCAGAACCUCGUCCCAGUCUCUUAACCACUUCCUCUCAAAACUGGGUUCCCAGCCCCCUGACCCUGGCAGAUCUCUAACACCUCCCAGGGGCCGAGGCCUGGGCAGCCCGGCUGUAACAGCCCGCGGUCUCUAACCACCCGCAGGGCCGAGGGUCAACUUCCCCUCAUCUCUAACUGCUCCCCGGGCCAGGGCCGCCUCUAAACUCCUAACUAUUCCGCCCAGGGCCCCAGGGCUCCCAGGGCUCCCAGGGCUCCCAGGGCUCCCCAUGCCCUCCACUGCUCCUCGGGGCCUGUGGCCAAGUAGGGCCAGUCCAACCUACCCUGGGCGGGCCCCUCAAACAUCACUCCCACUCAGUGGGGGGAGCUGAGCCUGAAGGCCUCCGUGGUCUGUGCCUCCGACGCCCGAAGCGGGUGCCGGUCCCCUUCCCUUGGGACCCACUUCCCAUGCGGGGAGAGGCAGAUAAUGUUGCUUAUUGGAGACAAAUUAAAAACAAAAACAACUAAC